Molecule: messenger RNA, 4990 nt
Organism: Microcebus murinus (gray mouse lemur)
Lineage: Eukaryota; Metazoa; Chordata; Mammalia; Primates; Cheirogaleidae
Source: RefSeq, a predicted model, not a curated record
GGCUCGCGGGAACACCCCUCCCUGGGGCUGCGACCCCGGCCUGGAAGGACAGGGCCUGGGGUCCUUCGGUCCAGUGUCGCCAGGGGCUCUCCGCUUUCUACUCUCGCCGAGGUUUUUAUUUAGUUAGGAAACGCCAACUUCAAGACUUGCAACCGAAAGUGAUUUUUUAAAAAAAAUGACUUGUUUUCAAGCCCACUCCGGCCGCCGCCCACUUUUCUGGCCUUUGGACUAUGACCAAGAUGUUUUUUUCUCUUGGCUCUUUUGCGAGAUUUAAAACUCAGUCCUCGGCAUUCCUUUAACAUAUUGGCGACAUUUCUGUGGUUGUAGGAUCUCAUAUUUCAGACGGUUCCAACUGCGCUCUGUCGCUCUAGUAGUCGUCUGGUUUGUGUAGUGAGAAAUAACUCUGGGAAAUUAUUAGAUUUACAGCCCUGAAGAGUCUUUUUCCUUCCCAUUUUUCCCCCUGCAGUAAUAAAUCCCAUUAUGGAGACGCUGCAACUUUAUAAAGGGAUAUAGCUUGAAUUCUGUGGAGUGUAAUUUUGUGUAUAAAUUACAUCUUAAAAAUAUCGAAGAGUUUUCAGAAAGAGGCCUAGAAGAGUUAAUUACUGGGUCAUUAUGCUAAGCAGUAAUUCUGUUGGUAAUACAAUGUUUUGUUAGGAAUUUUUUAUAACACUAGAAAGGACAGCCUGUAUCUUUUGAUAAAUUGAUUCAUCUUUAAUUACAGUAUGACUGAUAUUUGAGCUGAAUGGUCCUUAAAUGUAGAACAGGUUAUUCAGGUUUUUUAAAUUCAGUUUUUAAAUGCAGUAUAAAAAGUGUGUGCUAUGGAAAUUUUAUGGUUAACUAGUUAAGUUGAUGGCAAAAAUACCUUCAGCCAAUCAAGUAUAAUAAAGUGGUAUAUACAAAGUUAGGAAGACUAAAUGUUGCUGCAGGAAAUGGAAAAAAAUAUAGAUAAUAUUUAACAAGGAUGAAAGAGUUUACAGUUUGUGAACUUCAAGCAAAAUUAACAUCAUAUACACUUUACUAGGCACAGGUUCAACAAAGGUUGUGGAUGUUGACUUCCCCAAAAGUUAACUGAAGCUAAUGUAACCCACUUAAAUAAAUACUGUGAUGAUAAGCUCUAUGAAAUUAGCUUUUAGAUAUUGUGACUAUAUGAAGACUUUAAUAACUUUUGCUUACUAUAAAAAUGAGAUUUUGGGGGGAAUGUAUUAAAGUGCUUUUAGGGAAAGAAGGCUGCAUACAAUUUUUUAUUCUUGUGGCAUAAUCAGUAAUUGGCCUGAUAUAUAUCCAGGCUUCAUAGCUUAUAACCCAAAGUAAAUUAAAGGCAUAAAUUGGUAUUCUAUAGAUGUUUAGAAUUUUGAGAAUAUAAAGCUCCUAGAAAAAUCAAAGCAUUUUAACAUAUUUUCAGAAGUGGAUCAACUUUCUCAGGCCUUUAGGUUAGUUUUAUGCCAAAUUGUGAGUGAAUAUCAUUUGAGUUAUCUAAAAGAGUUUAUUAUAAUCCCUAAGGAGGUCUAAGUAGUAUCUUGGUAAUUGAGGAGAGAUUUUCAUUCUACCUAAGUGUAAACUCAUGUAAAUCCAGUAAAGAAGGUAUCGUGAAUUCUAUUUAAGUAAGAGUCUAUAAUUUGAUUCCCUUUUUGUAGUAAAAAUCUAAUUUAGUGUGAAGAGAUAGGAAAUUUCAUGUGAAGGUUUUAGCCAUCAAACAGUGCUAUCACCUACUCAUGCACAAAACUACCUCUCCAAGACUUGUCCCAGGUCCCUCUUAUCAAAAAAUUAAGAGUAUAAUGGAAGAUAGCCCUAUCUUGUCAAAUUGGACAAAUGGCAGCAAACAAAAAAUGAAGUAUGACUUUUCAUGUGAACUCUACAGAAUGUCUACAUAUUCAACUUUCCCUGCUGGUGUUCCUGUCUCAGAAAGGAGUCUUGCUCGUGCUGGUUUUUAUUACACGGGUGUGAAUGACAAGGUCAAAUGCUUCUGUUGUGGUCUGAUGCUGGAUAACUGGAAACAAGGAGACAAUCCUAUUGAAAAGCAUAAACAACUAUAUCCUAGCUGUAGCUUUAUUCAGAAUCUGGUUUCAUCUAGCAUGGGAUCCACCUCUAAGAAUACUUCUCCGAUGAGAAACAGUUUUGCCCAAUCAUUAUCUCCCACUUUGGAACAUAGUGGCUCAUUCAGUGGUUCUUAUUCCAACCUUUCACCAAACCCUCUUAAUUUUAGAGCAGUCGAAGACUUCUCUCCAUUGAGGACUAACCCCUACAGCUACGCAAUGAGUACGGAAGAAGCCAGAUUUCUUACUUACCAUACAUGGCCAUUAACCUUUUUGUCACCAUCAGAUUUGGCAAGAGCUGGUUUUUAUUAUAUAGGACCCGGAGAUAGGGUAGCCUGCUUUGCUUGUGGUGGAAAGCUAAGUAACUGGGAACCAAAGGAUGAUGCUAUGUCAGAACACCGGAGACAUUUUCCCAACUGUCCGUUUUUGGAAAAUUCUCUAGAAACACUGAGGUUUAGCAUUUCCAAUCUGAGCAUGCAGACACAUGCAGCUCGAAUGAGAACAUUUAUGUGCUGGCCGUCUAUUGUUCCAGUUCAGCCUGAGCAGCUUGCAAGUGCUGGUUUUUAUUAUGUGGGUCGCAAUGAUGAUGUCAAAUGCUUUUGUUGUGAUGGUGGCUUGAGGUGUUGGGAAUCUGGAGAUGAUCCGUGGGUAGAACAUGCCAAGUGGUUUCCAAGGUGUGAGUUCUUGAUACGCAUGAAAGGACAGGGGUUUGUUGAUGAAAUUCAAGGUAGAUAUCCUCAUCUUCUUGAACAGCUAUUGUCAACUUCAGACACUCCCGGAGAUGAAAAUGCCGAUCCACCAAUUGUUCAUUUUGGAUCUGGAGAAAGUUCUUCAGAAGAUGCUGUCAUGAUGAAUACACCUGUGGUUCAGUCUGCCUUGGAAAUGGGCUUUAGUAGAAGCUUGAUAAAGCAGACAGUUCAGAGUAAAAUCCUAACAACUGGAGAGAACUACAAAACAGUUAGUGAUAUCGUAUCUGCACUUCUUAAUGCUGAAGAUGAAAAAAGAGAAGAAGAAAAGGAAAGACAAGCUGAAGAAAUGGCAUCAGAUGACUUGUCAUUAAUUCGGAAGAAUAGAAUGGCUCUCUUUCAACAGUUAACGUGUGUGCUUCCAAUCCUGGAUAAUCUUUUAAAGGCCAAUGUAAUUAAUAAACAGGAACAUGAUAUUAUUAAACAAAAAACACAGAUACCUUUACAAGCAAGAGAACUGAUUGAUACCAUUUUAGUUAAAGGAAAUGCUGCAGCCAACAUCUUCAAAAACUGUCUAAAAGAAAUUGACUCAACGUUACAUAAGAAUUUAUUUGUGGAUAAGAAUAUGAAGUAUAUUCCAACAGAAGAUGUUUCAGGACUGUCACUGGAAGAACAAUUGAGAAGGUUGCAAGAAGAAAGAACUUGUAAAGUGUGUAUGGACAAAGAAGUUUCCAUUGUAUUUAUUCCUUGUGGUCAUCUGGUAGUGUGCCAGGAAUGUGCCCCUUCUCUAAGAAAAUGCCCCAUUUGCAGGGGUAUAAUCAAGGGUACUGUACGUACAUUUCUCUCAUAAAAGAAAAAUAGGCUGUUUCAUAGCCUAUAUAGAAGUCUUUAAAAUAUUGUUGAACAUUUGAUGCCAUCUGAAGUAAAAAAUGAAUAACUGGUUCUUCAAUUAGUAAUAUUUGUGUUCUGAUCUGCUUUGGUACUAAUUUCUAAAAAGAUGGUAUUUUAUAUUUAAUCUUAAUCUGUGUAUUUACAAGGAAAGAUUUGUGUUUGAUGAGAUAUGUAAGUAUAUAUGUGUGAAAGCUUUAAGUAGUGUGUUACAGUGUAGAUUAAAACAAUUGGAAACAGGGAACUCUGGAGUUCAGAGUUAUGAUGCCAAAUUCUCUUUGGUGCUUUUCACUUGUGUUAUAAAAUAAGAAUUUUUCUCUUACUAGUAAAUAAGUUUUCCUCUAGUUUCCUUUAGUUUGUGAGAAACAUCUUAAUAAAGUGCUUUAAAAAGAUUGCACCAUCAAAUUGUUUUUUCUGUCCUGAUUUAAAAAGUAAUUUUCAUGUCUCUUCAUUGUACUUCACUACACUCAAAUGCUAUUAAGUAAAAAGUCUGAAUUCAUGAAACAAAUUACUAAGAAAUAUUUUUAAAUAAUAAUGUGAUUUAUGAUGAUUCCUUUAGAUGACAGUCUCUUGUUGCUUUGUAUUUUAUACAUAUUAGAUGAAAAAUUAAUCAGUAUCAAAAAACCUUUAAUAAAUAAGUAAACUUGUGUAAAUUAGCAUUAGGAUUUUCAGAAAAUAGCCUAACUGCCUUGUUGCAUAGAUGUUGAGGAGGUGCAGGAUACAGGCAAUGGUAAGUACCUCCUUUUUGAACCCAAUCAUAUUUGACCUUUCCCAGAUCUGGCUCUGUGGCAGACUUCUGAGGCCAGGUGGAUAAGGAGGUCUAAUAUAAAAAUCUCUCCAUUUUUCUUCUCACCUCACAACUCUUUUAGAUCCCUUUAAGUAGAGAAUACACUGGGAAGGGUGGGUGAGAAUUAUUCUAUCCUCCAGUCUCUUAUCUUGCCUUUAUUUGAGGUAGAAUAUACCCUGAUGUGCUGAUACAUGUAUAUAGGUCCAAAUGCAUACACCUAGUUUCAUGACCUCAUGUCAGUGAGAGAAAGUCUGUCUCUACCAUUGUAGAGGGAAUGUAAAGGAAGUCCCCCCCCCAGAUUUAAUGGGCUUAGAACAACAUUGAAACCCUAACUUUUGAACCCUAACUUUUGAACCCAAUGUUGAACCCUAACUUUUCUCUGUUUUCCAUUCUGGACCUGUUAUGAUUCCUAAAGGGAUUAUCUGCUCCCUUAAAGAGUCAAAUUAGUCCUUUAGUCAAAACAACCCAAUAUUUUUAAAUUAUAGACCUAAUCCCCCUUGUUACCAUGGGAUGCUAUUAAAUCCUUUUAGGAACUAAUCUUUUUCUUCGUCUUCUUUUUUUUUUUUUUAGAGACAGACUUUUGCUCUGUUACCCAG